AUGGGAAAGCUCCGUGACCUCAAGAAGGCCACUGAAGCUUACUGGGGAGGAAAGAUCUCUCGCGAUGACCUUCUCGCUGAGGGUAAGAGACUCCGUCUCGAGCACUGGAAGAUCCAGAAGGAUGCCGGUGUCGAUGUCAUCCCCAGCAACGACUUUGCUUUCUACGACCAGGUCCUUGACCACAUCCAGACCUUCGGUGUUAUCCCCGAGAGAUACAGCAAGUAUGGUCUCCACCCCGUUGACGAAUACUUCGCCAUGGGCCGUGGUCUCCAGAAGCCCGCCCAGGAUGGCCAGGCUGCCAUCGAUGUUCCUAGCUUGGAGAUGGUUAAGUGGUUUGACUCUAACUACCACUACGUCAAGCCUACCCUCCAGGACGACCAGGUCUUUAAGCUGGCCGACCAGCCCAAGGCUGUUGUUGAGUUCCUCGAGGCCAAGGAGGCUGGCAUCGUCACUCGCCCCGUUGUCUUGGGUCCCGUUUCUUUCUUGACCCUCGCCAAGGCCGACCGUGGUCAGACCGUCGACCCCAUCACCAAGCUUGACAAGCUCCUCCCCUUGUACGUUGAGCUUCUUGCCAAGCUCAAGGAGGCUGGUGCUCAGGAUGUUCAAAUCGAUGAGCCCGUCCUCGUCUUCGACCUUCCCGCCAAGUCCAAGGAGGCUUUCAAGCCCGCCUACGAGACCCUGGGUGCCCUCGGUGACAAGGCCCCCCGCAUUACCCUUGCCACCUACUUCGGUGACAUCGUCCACAACAUUGAUGUCCUCUCUUCCCUUCAGAGCCUCCACGCUAUCCACGUGGACCUUGUCCGCAACCCUGAGCAACUCGAGACCGUCAUCGGUGCUCUCGGCCCCAACCAGGUCCUCUCCACUGGUGUCGUUGACGGCCGUAACAUCUGGAAGACCAACUUCAAGGCCGCCAUUGAGAAGGUCGAGCUGGCCAUCCAGAAGCUGGGCAAGGACAGAGUCAUCGUCUCUACCUCUAGCUCUCUCCUCCACGUUCCCCACACUCUCGCUAGCGAGAAGACUCUCGAUGCUGAGAUCCGUGACUGGUUCAGCUUUGCUGUCGAGAAGACCGCUGAAGUUGUUGUGAUCGCCAAGGCUGUCACUGAGGGCCCUGCUGCUGUCCGUGAGGAGCUCGAGGCCAACGCCAAGUCCGUUCAGUCCCGUGCUUCCUCCAAGCGCACCAACGACCCCGAGGUCAAGGCCAGACAGGCUGCUGUCACUGAGGCCAUGCACAACCGCCAGUCUGAGUUCCCUGCUCGUAUCGCUGAGCAGAGCAAGAGCAUCAACCUUCCUCGCUUCCCCACCACCACCAUUGGAUCUUUCCCCCAGACCAAGGAGAUCCGUAUCCAGCGUAACAAGUUCACCAAGGGUGAGAUCACCCCUAAGCAGUACGAGGAGUUCAUUGAGAAGGAGAUCCGUGAGGUUGUCAAGAUCCAGGAGGAGCUCGACCUCGAUGUUCUCGUCCACGGUGAGCCUGAGCGUAACGACAUGGUUCAGUACUUCGGUGAGAGACUCACUGGUUACGUCUUCACCACCCACGCUUGGGUCCAGAGUUACGGAUCUCGUUGCGUGCGUCCUCCCAUCAUUGUCGGUGACGUCUCUCGUCCCGCUCCCAUGACCGUCAAGGAGUCCAAGUACGCCGUCUCGGUCUCCAGCAAGCCCAUGAAGGGUAUGCUUACUGGUCCCAUCACCUGUCUCCGCUGGUCUUUCCCCCGUGACGACGUCCACCAGUCCGUCCAGGCCCAGCAGCUAGCUCUUGCCCUCCGUGACGAGGUUGUUGACCUCGAGGCCGCCGGUAUCAAGGUCAUCCAGGUUGACGAGCCUGCCCUCCGUGAGGGUCUCCCUCUCCGCUCCGGAGUCGAGCGUGACAACUACCUCUCUUGGGCUGUCAAGGCUUUCAAGCUGUCCACCGCAGGUGUUACCGAUGGCACUCAGAUCCACUCUCACUUCUGCUACUCUGAGUUCCAGGACUUCUUCCACGCCAUUGCCGCUUUGGAUGCCGAUGUUCUGAGCAUUGAGAACAGCAAGUCUGACGCCAAGCUCCUCAAGGUCUUCAUUGACGAGGCCUACCCCCGCCACAUUGGUCCCGGUGUCUACGACAUCCACUCUCCUCGUGUCCCCAGCGAGCAGGAGAUCAAGGACCGUGUCGAGGAGAUGCUCCAGUACCUCCGCCCCGAGCAGCUCUGGAUCAACCCCGACUGUGGUCUGAAGACCCGCCAGUGGCCCGAGACCAAGGCUGCUCUGGCCAACUUGGUCAGCGCUGCCAAGCACUUCCGUCAGAAGUACGCCCAAUAA
Aspergillus wentii DTO 134E9 is the source of this 2292-nucleotide messenger RNA. RefSeq names its product 5-methyltetrahydropteroyltriglutamate--homocysteine S-methyltransferase. The coding region runs from base 1 to 2292 and encodes 763 amino acids. The record is from RefSeq and is a predicted model, not a curated record. Lineage: Eukaryota; Fungi; Ascomycota; Eurotiomycetes; Eurotiales; Aspergillaceae. Gene Ontology annotation, molecular function: 5-methyltetrahydropteroyltriglutamate-homocysteine S-methyltransferase activity; zinc ion binding. The transcript is spliced from 3 exons.